AUGAGCAAUGCAAUGAUCGUUGCUCUUGUAGGGAGUCCUUCGAAACGAAGAAAUUCCAUCUUGGCGAGUGCCUUUGAUGAAUCCAGUGCUCGCGAAUUGGUUUCUAGAGCCUUUACAAAAACACAAGAAUCUCCUCGUGUCCAUCAACAACAACAUCAACCAACGAAUGCAACCUCCUCGAAUACAGUAAUCCAUCAUUGGAAUCAUCAUAUAACUCCUCCGCAAUAUGCACUUCCAGAAGAAACCUUAUUGAAUUUACUGUCCAUGGAAGUUUCUCCUUCUGAAUUGCAAGAACGAUUUAAACAGUAUUUUGUGGAGAAUGAAAGAGUCAUUCAACAUUACAAGAAGAGUUUGGAGGAAUAUCGAGAAAAAUUAAAGCAUGCAAAUGAGGAGACGGAAUUUUAUUCAAAUCAGGUUCAUCAGUUGACUCGUGAAUUAAAUGCUUUAACGCAAGAAGUUCAAGAUGAAAGAGAUAAGGUGAAACAAUUGACAAGUGACUUGAAAGCUGUCCAACGGGAAUGUAAAUUAUUGAACAAGAAGAAUCAAGCUCUGCAACAAAAAAUUGCAAAAAGGAAUUCAUGUAUUAAUCAUAUUUCCUCUCAUUUGAAACAAGUGCAAGAAGAUUUUCGAAAAUCAAAACAACAGAAUGAACUUCGAAUUGAGGAAUUGAAACAUGAAAUACAAAUUUUACAACAGCGUCAUUCACAACAUCAGGAAUCGAUUCUGGAACAAACACCUGUCUACGAACAGCCCUCUUCGAUUCGCUCUUCUGUCACAUCAGACUCUACUUCUCCUGAUGAUCGACUGUUUCAAGCUUUACAUCAAUUACAAGUGGAACGAAGCAAUUUACGUCUCGAAUUUGAAAAGCACGUGACUCUCAUGAAAGAGUCCAUUAUUAAGGGCCUAGAUUCUAAAAGAAUGCAAUUAAGGUUGGAGAAUAUUCAUCAAAAAACUUCAUCCCAUGAAGGACCAAAAACAUCAAAUCAUGCUUGUUCUUCUCCAUCUUCUACUUCACAAUGA
Naegleria lovaniensis is the source of this 1020-nucleotide messenger RNA. RefSeq lists its product as uncharacterized. The transcript has a single exon. NCBI's taxonomy places the organism in Eukaryota, Heterolobosea, Eutetramitea, Acrasida, Naegleriidae. Bases 1 to 1020 code for a protein of 339 amino acids. The record is from RefSeq and is a predicted model, not a curated record.